AUCACAGCACUUUGCUACUUGGCUCCCGUGCAAAGACAUUUUCCUUGUCCAAAAAUCCAUCAAACCCCUCAAAAAACCCUAACCGAAAACCUCCAACGCCUAAACUCAAACAACCCAUCAAUUCAAAUGGCAGGAGGCCGAUUCAGAGAACUCCUAAGGAAGUACGGAAAAGUAGCUUUAGGUGUCCACCUCUCUGUCUCUGCAGCCUCAAUCACCGGCCUCUACAUUGCCAUCAAGAACAAUGUUGACGUCAAAUCGUUCUUCGACAAGUGGCAUCUUCCCGGAAUCUCCACCGAUGAUUCCAAUCACUCGAAUCCACCUACCCAACAACAAGAACAACUUAAAUCGGACGAUGGGUUUGGGAUUGAAGACAGGGAUAAUUCGAGGACUGUGCAGGAGGUGAAGAAGAGGAAUCGGACGGCUGAGCUUGCUGCAUCCACUGGUGGAGCCCUUGCUCUGGCUGUGCUGUGUAACAAGGCGCUGUUCCCAGUACGGGUUCCGAUAACCAUCGCUCUUACGCCUCCGGUGGCUAGGUUCUUGGCUAGGAGGAAGAUUAUCAAGAACAGUCAGUCUUUUUGCAUUGCUCCAUCAAUGAGAAGCCAAUUUUUGUAUUUGACUUGAGCAACAACUCAAGGAAAGAUGUUCCUUGAAUUUAUAAAUUCUACUUUGUUGGAUGUUGGAAUUCCUCAUUCAAUGUUCUUUUUUAACAUCAUAAUAAUUUGUGAAUGGUAUCAUUUACCUCCUUAAAAGUGAUUCUUGAAUGUUUGAUGAUAAUAAGUGCAGUAAACUCUUUAGGUAGAGUAGCGAGCUUCUGUUGCUGUGAGAUAUGCAUAAACAUGCUUCUUGUUUGCAGUUUAUACUUGUCUUCUUUUUAUGUUCU
Messenger RNA from Hevea brasiliensis (rubber tree), 880 nucleotides. RefSeq lists its product as uncharacterized. The record is from RefSeq and is a predicted model, not a curated record. Gene Ontology annotation, cellular component: mitochondrion. The coding region runs from base 127 to 621 and encodes 164 amino acids. NCBI's taxonomy places the organism in Eukaryota, Viridiplantae, Streptophyta, Magnoliopsida, Malpighiales, Euphorbiaceae. The transcript has 2 exons.